Messenger RNA from Morchella sextelata, 246 nucleotides. RefSeq lists its product as uncharacterized. The record is from RefSeq and is a predicted model, not a curated record. The coding region runs from base 1 to 246 and encodes 81 amino acids. Lineage: Eukaryota; Fungi; Ascomycota; Pezizomycetes; Pezizales; Morchellaceae. The transcript has a single exon.
AUGAAAGGCAUCUUGUUUCAUAUUCUCACUACAAGUAGUGCCCGAUACUCCCCGCCUUCUAUAGAUGAGAUGACAGGUAUUGACAGGAUCACCUUGUUUGUGAAGGUGCAUCUAGCCAGGAUCAUGAAGUCCCAGGUCAUGUACCACGCAAUCACUAUGAACACAGGUAUGAACACAACUAUAAAGGCACAAUUCCACUUAAAGAUCAAGAAUACGAUUGAGAAAGAGGCAAUACCAGGCCGAUAA